GCUGUACACUCCUAGGAAAAAAACGAAAAAAAAACGAAAAAAAACGAAAAUAAAACGAAAAAAAAAUGCGAAAAUAAAGCUUAAAAAAAGUGAACAAAAACGACAAAUACGCACAGCUACAUUUUUUUGUUUUUUUGUUUGCUUUGCCUUUUGUUUUUUUUUGCUUUGUUUUUGCUUUAUAAAACUAUUUUGGCUCCUUGUAUCUAUGGCUGGCGUGCCCGACAUAAGCAUACAUUUUUACCCGUUGUGACUUCGAGAUGCUUUUGGUUCAAACCAUUUUCAGAACACUUCCUACCUUCACUUGCAUUGUUUUUAGAUUCAAUGUUGGAUGUUUCUAACACAACUUUUGUUUUACAACUGUCACCUGUGUUAAUUGUCAAUUCUCUUGAAUUUAGCUCUUUACCCUUGCUCUCGCAACUCAACGUGGUGAAGAAGGCCCAUGGCUGCCAACGGGGAAUGUGAAGGGCAAAUUUGGUCAGGUGCAGGCAAGACACAGGAUGAACUGAUGCUCAAAGACGAGUGCAUUCUUGUGAAUUACAUGGAUGAGGUCAUUGGGCACAACAACAAGUACAACUGUCACAAGUUUGUACCUGGCCAACCUCGAGGAUUGCUGCAUCGAGCCUUUUCGGUGCUACUCUUUGACCACGAAAACCGUUUGCUGCUGCAACAAAGGGCCAAGAGCAAGAUCACCUUCCCACUUGUUUGGACGAACACCUGCUGCAGCCAUCCACUCUAUGGCAUGAAGCCAUGUGAAGUGGACCAGCCCGAAGCCAUUGCCCAGGGUGAUCCCAAGGGCGUGAAGGCCGCAGCAGUUCGAAAGCUUGGACACGAACUGGGUAUCCCAGCAGCGGAACUGGAUGCCUCGCGCUUUAAGUUCCUGACUCGAGUGCACUACUGGGCUGCUGACGUGGGCACAUACGGUUCGGAGGCCGUUUGGGGUGAGCAUGAGAUUGAUCACAUUCUGCUCUACCGUCUCAAUGCCGGUGAACAGCUCAGCGUAAAGCCAAAUGCUGAAGAGGUGGAGGCAGUUCGGUGGCUUGGCAGUGGAGACCUCAAAGAGGCGAUGGCAGGAAAGGGUGACAUGCCGCUUUGGUCUCCAUGGUUCAGAAUCAUCAAGGAGCGAUUGCUGGAUGCCUGGUGGCAGGACUUGGAUACUGCUCUCACAACUGACAAGUACGUGGACGUGACGUCCAUCCACCGCUUUGACACCGCGCCGGAGUUUCAUGGAGGCCUGGGUGAUGCCAAGCCUCUCUUGGACGAAGUCUCCAAGGCUGAAGCUGCUGCCCUCAAAGAAGGUGGAGAGGCCCAGCGUCGAAAAGUUGCGCUGGAUGCUGAACAUGAAGACCGCAUUGUGGGAUUCGUGGGUCGAGGAAAAGCUGAAGUCGACACAUCCGCAGGGGAUGUGAAGCAAGGCGGAUAUGGAAAGGUCCCCACCCACAAGAUCCCGAAGCUUGAUCAGCUGAUGAGGCCAUUGGAGAUCAUCUCGGCCCUGAGGCUGAAGUGUACAGGGCUUUUGGAGAACAACAUCAAGGGCCAGACAGACGAAGACAUCGAGUUCUGCGAUGACAUGCUCGGCAAGGUUUCAAGAUCUUUUGCGGCAGUGAUCCGACAGCUGCCUACCCAAUUGAGCAUUGACAUUUGCAUCUUUUACUUGGUGCUUCGUGCCCUUGACACUGUGGAGGAUGACAUGGAAGCUUACAAAGGUCGUGAAUCUGACAAACAGGCAGAACUCAUUUCCUUUGGAGAGAAGAGGCUGACCGACCCGAACUGUAGCAUCACAGGUGUCGGUGCAGCCGAUGAGCGAACCCUUGUGGAGAAUUUCGGUCGCGUGGCUCGUGUCUUUGCCAAGUUGAGCGAAGGCAGUCGAGAAGUCAUUCGAAACAUUACUGACAAGAUGGGUGCUGGCAUGGCUGAAUAUGUCUCUGCCGAUUUAGCACAAGGGACUCUCGAUCAAGCAGCAUACAACCGCUAUUGCCACAUGGUGGCCGGUCUCGUGGGCGAAGGCUUGACCCGAAUCUUUGUGUCCAGCGGAAUGGAGAGCUCUGAACUGGCAGGGCAAGGCGAGCAAGUGUGGAGCUUUUGCGCAGACCCUAAGAAAGAAGCUGCAAACCUUGGCCUUGCAAAUUCUAUGGGUCUUUUCCUCCAGAAGACCAACAUCAUCCGAGACUACUUGGAGGACUAUGUGGAUGGACGAGCAUUUUGGCCUCAAUCAGUUUGGAAAAGCUAUGCCAACAGCAAUGACUUGGGCGAGUUUGCAUUGCCCACUUCACAUGGUGCAGGCAAGCUUCUUCCAGUCAAGGCCGGUGGCGAAGUCCUGGCCAAGGGGGUGGGAGUGCAGGCGCUCUUGUGCUUGAAUGACCUGGUUGCAGAUGCCCUCGAACUGGUGCCAGAUUCUCUCGAGUACCUGGAGCGAGUCUCCACGCCAGCUAUCUACCGCUUCUGUGCGAUUCCACAGGUCAUGGCGAUUGCAACUCUUGCUGCUUGUUUCGACAAUCCUUUGGUGUUCACCGGAGUCGUAAAGAUUCGAAAGGGGCUCACUGCCCGGCUGAUCGUUGCUUGCUGUGAUGGUCCCAAUGCGGUCCACUUUUGGUUCAGACAGUUUGCCGAGGAGAUCUUGGCACAGACCAAGACCUGCGUGGGAGCUGAUGGACCUGUCGGAAAGCGUCUUGAAAAGAGUUGCCACCGCAUUUUGGAGAGGACACAGAAGAGGUCGGAAGCUUGGUCCGGCAAGCAGACGCAGAAGCGGCUGGUCGUGGGUGCGGUGACUGCCCUGGCAGUCUCCUCCUUGUUCGUGGGAACAUCUCUACAGAACCAAAGGCGGCCGACCCCCUUUUGUUAGAAGCACUGCAUUGGAGAGAAGAGAUCGUGGCUGAACAACAAGCAAACUGUCAGAUGUUUCUGCAAGAAACAGCAGAGAAACACAUUUGGAGCUUGUCUUCCACUACGUCAGAGCAUUGUUCUUGACGGAUUUUUAUUGUGUGAAUGUGAGAGAUUUUUGCCUUCAGGUAAUGCAACUUUUUCGGCUUCUUUUAGAAGCCAGCUGUAUCCGAUGCAGCCAAAGCUCUAUGCCGUGCUUUUG
Messenger RNA from Durusdinium trenchii, 3079 nucleotides. Lineage: Eukaryota; Dinophyceae; Suessiales; Symbiodiniaceae. The record is from the annotation of a GenBank genome assembly.